Molecule: messenger RNA, 1103 nt
Organism: Neolamprologus brichardi
Lineage: Eukaryota; Metazoa; Chordata; Actinopteri; Cichliformes; Cichlidae
Source: RefSeq, a predicted model, not a curated record
GUUAAAAAAUAGACCAGUCGCGAUAAGCAGCAGCUCUCGGCUUUUAACGGAGGGAAAACACGGGGAGGUCCUCGGUAAACAGACGACGAUUAACCACCGGGAACGGCACGUGAUGGAUUUAUUUCACUAUUUCGCCGCUGUCGGAGUGUCUCUAGGCUGACUGCCAAGCAAAUUCAGUCUUUUCUCUGCCUCCUCCCCUUCCCGAUCCCUUUUCCCCAUUGGCUGUUGUCCCCAGACGGUGCACAAAAGUAUGGGGUAAAAGUGCUGAGGAGACACCAGGAGAACAAGAGCUGAAGAGGCCCACUCACCUGCACAGGUGUCGGCGUGUGCGGUAAUCUGUCAUGGGGCUGCUGCCAAAGAUGAGGCUUAAGGUCGUGGUGUCACUGACUAUGGUCAACCUCUUUAUCUUCAUCAUCAUCUCGCGGAACAUCAACCAAGACAAAAGUGGACAUCAAAAGAUUCUUAUCCCUUCCAAACGCUUCUGGGCUAAAGUGGCUCCCAGCUCGGCCUACUGGAACCGCCAGCAGCAGAUUCUGGACAUUCACAGCAAUCAAAUCUUCAUGACAAACCACAGCAGCGACAUCCCUGAGUGGCUCAAUGACACCAGUUUGACCUCCAACGUCUGUCAGCCUAACCUCAGGGUGACCACUCAGGUAAAAGAUUACAACUCCCUGCUGCCCCGCUUCAAGGACUUCCUGCUUUACAUGCGCUGCCGCUCCUACCCGAUCAUUAUGGACCAGCUGGAUAUCUGCAAGGAGCCACCGUUUCUGCUGCUGGCUGUCAAAUCGCUGGUGCCUCACUUUGAUCGCCGCCAGGCCAUCCGCCAGUCCUGGGGAAAAGCAGGCGUAUUAGCCAAUCGGACAGUGGUUACCAUUUUCCUCCUUGGUAACGCAACACCUGGAGACCACCACCCAGAUCUGUCUGGUAUGCUGCAUUUUGAGAACGCCCGCCAUAAAGACAUCAUCCAGUGGGAUUUCCGUGAUUCGUUUUUCAAUUUGACUGUCAAAGAAGUUCUUUUCCUGGAGUGGAUCCAGGCACGUUGCUCCGGCGCCCAAUUCAUCUUCAAAGGCGACGACGACGUCUUCCAUGUUCAUGCAGGAUAA